Gryllus bimaculatus (two-spotted cricket) is the source of this 1047-nucleotide messenger RNA. NCBI's taxonomy places the organism in Eukaryota, Metazoa, Arthropoda, Insecta, Orthoptera, Gryllidae. The record is from the annotation of a GenBank genome assembly.
AUGCGCUGCGGGUGGAUGCUGCAAGCCACGCGAUCAAGCUCACAAGCCGGCUCGCUUAUCAGUCAGUCAGCCGGUAUAAUUAUUUUUAAUAAAAUUGGUGAACAUCGAGAAAUAGGAGAGACGAAAGUAAUAAGGACAAGCAUGCGCAGUCACAAACAAGAUCGGGAUAUUGAAAAAAAACUAUGCAGCCUUCAGCCAUGUGGUCAUGUGACCAAGUUUCCAAAAAAGAGCCCCCCCUCCCAUUACAUAUUCGCUAUUAACGUGUUGCGUUAUGCAACAGCAACUUUUUGUAUAUUAUUGGGUGCAAUACGAGAGUGUUUUAUUUGUGAUUAUGUUGUGAUGUUUAUUUGUGAUGUGAUGGUGUUGCAAUACGAGCUAUUUUUUGGAAAACCAUUUUAUGUGCUUUUGUUCAGCAGUAUUUUUUCUGCUGCUGCUACUGCUGCUGCUGGACAUUGGUGGUUGGAUUUCGUCGUUUUCGCAAAUGCGGACUUUUCAGGAAAUUGCGAGCGUUACAAAACAACUAAAGUGCUCAUCAAAUUGACUUAUCGUAAGAAUGCCGUGGAGGGCCUCUCCCAAGAGAGAGCGAGGCUGACGGAGCUGGAAAAACGGAUGGGGCAGCUGGAGACGGCGGUGGACCGGGCGGUGGGCGCCCUCCUGCCCAAAGUGGACGCUCUGCUCGCGGCCCAAGGCCACCUGCCGGCGGGCGCCGACUCCGGGAGAGGUCCAACCGGAAGCACGUCCGGAAUUGCCAAAUAUAAAGGCGCCACGGCGCUGGCGCUCGCGGCGCGCGGCGGCCACGCGGCGGUGGCGGCGCUGCUGCUGGAGCGCGGCGCGCGGCCCGACGCGACAGACGACGGGGCGUCGCGCCGCCUUCCUCCGCGCCGCCCACGGCCAACCGCAGAGUGCUGCGGCCUGCUGCAUCAAAGGCCGGCGUGCACGCCGACGCGCGCGGCCCGCAGGGCGACACGCUGCUGGUGCAGCGGCGCGCAGCGGCAGGUGGCACGUGGUGACCAUGCUGCUCGAGGAAGGCGCCUCCGCCACCAGUGC